Molecule: messenger RNA, 2649 nt
Organism: Epinephelus fuscoguttatus (brown-marbled grouper)
Lineage: Eukaryota; Metazoa; Chordata; Actinopteri; Perciformes; Serranidae
Gene: adss2
Product: adenylosuccinate synthase 2
Exons: 13
Coding region: 127-1503 (458 amino acids)
Biological process (GO): 'de novo' AMP biosynthetic process; IMP metabolic process
Cellular component (GO): cytoplasm
Molecular function (GO): GTP binding; adenylosuccinate synthase activity
Source: RefSeq, a predicted model, not a curated record
CUCGCGUCCAAACGUUGCUGUGGAGUGAAGCUCCUCCGGUACUCUGAGCUAUCUUUGGUGCGGCAGCGCGCAGCACGGUCGGUGCGAAAGGGCGCACAAGUGUAGUCAGCCAGCGACCCAGGAGACAUGUCGGAAAGUGGGAGCCAGGAAGCUGUCGCGGCCGCGAACGGCAGCGGCAGCCCGACGAAACGUGCUCUCAGACCGGCCGUCGGCAACAAAGUGACCGUGGUGCUCGGGGCUCAGUGGGGCGACGAGGGGAAGGGGAAAGUUGUGGAUCUGCUCGCACAAGACGCGGAUAUGGUGUGCAGAUGUCAGGGCGGAAACAACGCAGGACACACAGUGGUGGUCGACUCGGUGGAGUAUGACUUUCACCUCCUCCCCAGCGGCAUCAUCAACCCCAAGGCCACCGCCUUCAUCGGCAACGGUGUAGUCAUCCACCUGCCUGGCCUGUUUGAGGAGGCAGAGAAGAAUGAACGUAAAGGAAAAGGUCUAAAGGAAUGGGAGAAAAGGUUGAUCAUCUCAGACAGAGCACAUAUUGUGUUUGACUUCCACCAAGCGGUCGAUGGCGUUCAGGAACAGCUGAGACAAGAGCAAGCGGGCAAGAACCUCGGGACAACGAAGAAGGGGAUUGGUCCAGUGUACUCAGCCAAGGCAGCACGCAGCGGUCUCAGGAUAUGUGACCUGUUGGCUGACUUCACUCAGUUCUCUGAAAGGUUUAAAGUUCUGGCCCAGCAGUACAAGGCCAUGUACCCGACUCUGGAGAUUGACAUCGAGGGAGAACUUGUCAAAUUAAAGGACUAUGUGGAGAGGAUCAAGCCCAUGGUGAGAGACGGGGUGCACUACAUGUACGAGGCUCUUCACGGCCCCCCCAAGAAGAUCCUGGUGGAAGGAGCCAACGCAGCGCUGCUGGACAUCGACUUCGGGACGUACCCGUUUGUGACAUCGUCCAACUGCACGGUGGGCGGGGUAUGUACGGGCCUCGGGAUGCCACCUCAGAACGUCGGGGAGGUUUACGGGGUCGUCAAGGCGUACACCACCAGAGUCGGCAUCGGAGCUUUCCCCUCAGAGCAGAACAACGAGAUCGGAGAGCUGCUUCAGACUCGAGGGAAGGAGUGGGGCGUGACCACAGGCAGGAAGAGGCGAUGUGGUUGGCUGGAUCUGGUGCUGAUCAAAUAUGCACACAUGAUCAACGGCUUCACUGCGUUAGCACUCACCAAACUGGACAUACUUGACGUGCUUGCAGAGAUCAAAGUGGGCGUAGCGUACAAAGUCAACGACCAAGUUAUACCUCACUUUCCAGCCAAUCAGGAGGUGUUGCAGCACGUGGAGGUCCAGUAUGAGACGCUGCCGGGCUGGAACAGCGACACGUCGGCUGUGAGAAGCUUCGAGGAGCUGCCCGAGAACGCCCAGAAAUAUGUGCGCUUCAUUGAGGAGCAUGUGGGAGUGCCUGUCAAGUGGAUCGGAGUGGGCAAGUCUCGGGAGUCCAUGAUCCAGCUGUUCUAGACAAAGGGAGCGAGAAACACAAGCAAAGAGGAUGCACAGCAGCAAAUCAACUCUACCCUUCUUCCUCCCGCCCCUCACACACACAGCCUACCUACCUGUCUCAACUCUCCGACAGAGGCAUGGCCAUCAUGUCUGUUCUUAAUGCUUUAUAUCAUCAGACUGUCCCACGUUACAGACUGAACCUCUCUGGAUCAGACUCCCAUCAGACUGACCUCCCUGUGCGAUUGUUUCCCAGCGUCUCCAUCUGGGUUUUUAAAACUUUUACGAUAACGGAUCCACGGUUAAGUCCCUCUUUUAAUUUGUCCCCGUUUAUAUCAUACCCAUUUACUCCAGACAUGCAACACACUCGGCAACACCAGCCGCCGUCAGGUCUGAGGGGACAUGAGGGAACGGACUCAACACACACACACACGGGAUCACUCCCUGGAGGAACUGUACACAGAUGUUUGGUCGGUCAAACUUUUGUUCACGUGUAUCUUUGUUAAUUUAUGCCGUGGUUUAAAUGCACUGUGCCAGUCUGGUGUCAAUCAGUUUUAGCCUCUGCACUUUAGAUGCUUUGGACUACAUCUGCUCUAUGUUUUAUUCUGCCAGGUGUACAACACAUCCUGACACCAUAAAGGGAUCCUCUCAUAUUUUUAAUGUGUCUCUCUAUGUUUGUUUUUCUGUCAUCAGAUGGAUGUUUGGAGUUUUCAUAUCGCCAUGUCAUUCAGCCAAAAAAAAAAAACAGGUUUUAAAUUUCUUGUAGCGAGCGACCGCUUCCACUGAACGCUGUUGAUGAAAUGUUGACGCACAUCAGCUUGAACUGUUUUUGAUUUUAUUAGGUGAGUUAUUCAUGGAGCAGUACAGAGAUGUAAGUGAUGUCUCUUUUUUUAAAGUGGAAAUCGAUGCAGUUGGCCGCCAUCUUUCUACCCACGUUCUUGUGAUUGUCUUACUAUCAUCGACUUCUUUGCACUUUCAGCACAAUGCUCUGUUAAAGUGUUGAAGGCAACGGUAACAACCUUUACACACAAAAACACUGUAAAUAUGGAUGAAUACUGUACCAGACAGUUGUUUAGCUUCUUUUUUUUCAUAACACAUGUCUUUAAAACCGGAAAAGAAGUCUUUGGUUGCAUUUUGACUUCAUAAUAAAAAAGCUGAUACUCUUCA